Messenger RNA from Didymella exigua CBS 183.55, 889 nucleotides. RefSeq names its product actin-related protein 2/3 complex subunit 4. Gene Ontology annotation, molecular function: actin filament binding. The record is from RefSeq and is a predicted model, not a curated record. The coding region runs from base 48 to 620 and encodes 190 amino acids. The transcript has 4 exons. Lineage: Eukaryota; Fungi; Ascomycota; Dothideomycetes; Pleosporales; Didymellaceae. Gene Ontology annotation, biological process: Arp2/3 complex-mediated actin nucleation; regulation of actin filament polymerization. Gene Ontology annotation, cellular component: Arp2/3 protein complex; cytoskeleton.
CACGAAAGCUCCACACACCACAACGUCGCCGGCUGCAUACACUAAAGAUGCCCGCCUACCACUCUGUCUUCCUCGAGGAGCCCAACCAGCAGCUCAUUGGCAACUUCGCCCUCCUUCCACUUCGCACACGGACUCGCGGACCCGCACAACAGCUGCCUGCCCUGCCCGCGGACGUCACAGAGCUUACCAUCGAUGCAUCACACGAAUCUUACGACCCUCUCGAUGAGAUCCUCGCCCUUUUUCGCGCAAACACAUUCUUCCGCAACUUCGAGAUCAAGGGUCCCGCCGACCGCGUCAUGAUCUAUGGCAUCCUGUAUGUGAGCGAGGUACUGGGCAAGAUCAAGCCAGGCAUGGGUCGGAGGGAAGCCGAGAAGGCGGUCAUGAACCUCUCACUCGACACCAACUUCGCGAUUCCAGGCGAUGCCGGAUUUCCCUUGAAUCAGGCUUUCGAGGCACCCCCAGACAGGAACUCUGCGGAGGUACUGCGACAGUACAUCAUGCAAAUGCGUCAAGAGCUGGCCUCAAGAUUAUUGAACAGAGUAUACGCCGACGAGACGGGUGCGCCGAGCAAGUGGUGGCUGAGCUACACAAAGAGGAAGUUCAUGGGCAAGGCGUUGUAGGGACAAGCAGGAAAAGACUGCAAGGACAGUCAAGUCAGUAGCAUGUUAGUGUGACGCAUGUCGAAUCCUGCAGGAUCUGUGAGGCCACUUGAAAGAAGCAGGAAAUCUAGCAAAUCAACCCAAGUCAAAUGCAAAGCUCCCAAUUGAAGAAUGUAAGGGUAUCAGGAUUCAGCCUAGGCUUCUGCGGGUGUCUCCGCAGCGCUCGUUUCAGCAGGCGUCUCAACCACCGUCUUCCUCUUCUUCCUCGUCCCGUGCCCUCUCGCCUCCAC